This is a messenger RNA of Tarenaya hassleriana, 2089 nucleotides long. Its product is annotated as pentatricopeptide repeat-containing protein At5g66520-like. The record is from RefSeq and is a predicted model, not a curated record. The transcript has a single exon. The coding region runs from base 3 to 2003 and encodes 666 amino acids. Gene Ontology annotation, biological process: RNA modification. Gene Ontology annotation, molecular function: protein binding; RNA binding; zinc ion binding. Lineage: Eukaryota; Viridiplantae; Streptophyta; Magnoliopsida; Brassicales; Cleomaceae.
CUAUGAAAGCAGCAGCAAGAACAGCCACAGGGCUUCUUCAUCAUCUCAAACCAGAGGAAUCUUCAACACCCACCUCGAAUCUCACCCAGAAGACGAUUUUGGAGCUCUUGAACACGAGAUGCAUCAACUCUGUCCGAAAUCUCAAGCAAGCUCACGCAAUUGUCCUCAGGACGGGGCAUUUUCAAGACCACUACGUUGCCGGGACUCUGGUCAAGUGUUACUUCGACUCCGGGCUCGGAGGUUUGGACAUGGCAAUCAAGGUAUUUGAUUCUGUGCACAGACCCAAUGUAUUCGUGUGGAAUGUUGUGCUGAAGGGUUGCUUGGAGAGGGAAAAACCGUGGAUGGUUCUGAGUUUGUAUUACGAGAUGGUGUUGAGUGAUUCUAGGGCUAAUAAGUUUACUUACACUACGAUGUUCAAAGCUUGCGGUGAGGUUGGUGCUGUUGACGAAGGUUUUCAAAUCCAUGGCCGUUGCUUGAAAUCUGGGAUUCUUUUCGAUGGGCAUAUGAAAAGUUCGGGAAUUCAGAUGUAUGCGUCUUCUGGGUACUUCCCGGAGGCUCGGAAAUUGCUCGAGCUUGGGAAGUACGAUGUUGUCUGUUGCAAUGCGAUGAUUGAUGGGUACAUGAAAUCUGGGAAUGUGAAAGAAGCCAAGAACUUGUUCGAGAAAACGCCGGAGAGAAAUACUGGAACUUGGAACACGAUGGUUACUGGGUACGCGAAGAAUGGAAUGUUUGAGGAUUCACGGAAGGUAUUCGAGGAAAUGCCUGAGAGAGAUGAGAUAUCGUGGAGUGGGAUGAUAGACGGGUAUAUACAGGGAGGUUAUUAUAAGGAAGCCAUAGAAAUCUUCGAUCAAAUGCAGAAGCAGAAGAUCAGGCCGAGAAGAUUCAUGCUGUCUAGCGUUCUUGCGGCUUGCGCAAACACUGGUGCACUUGAUCAAGGAAGGUGGAUUCAUGCCUAUACGAGAAAAAACUCGAUCAAGCUAGACUCGGUGCUUGGUACUGCGUUUGUUGACAUGUACGCGAAAUGCGGAAGAAUCGAUUUGGCUUGGGAAGUUUUCGAGACAAUGAAGGAGAAAGAAGUCUUCUCCUGGAACGCCAUGAUUGGAGGAUUAGCCAUUCACGGCCGUGCAGACGAAGCUGUCGAGCUGUUCUUCAAGAUGCAGAGGCAGAAGCUCAGACCAAACACAGUUACCUUUGUCAAUCUCUUGAAUGCUUGUGCUCAUGGAUCACUUGCUGAUAAGGCGAUGAAGAUUUUGAGCUCUAUGAAGAAUUUAUACGAAGUCGAGCCAGAAACCGAGCAUUAUUGCUGCGUGGUCGACGCCUUGGGACGAGCUGGUCGUCUCGAAGAAGCAGAGGAGCUCAUCGAGUCAAUGCCAAUGGAACCUAACGCAGCCGUCUAUGGAGCACUUUUAGGAAGUUGCAGAGUCCAUGGAAACACCGAACUGGGAGACAAAAUCGGGCAAAUCUUACUCGAUUUGGAUCCUUCAAAUAGUGGACGCUAUGCAUUGCUCUCGAACAUAUACGCAGAGGCCGGUAAAUGGGAAAAAGCUUCAGAAUUGAGGAAACUGAUGAAGGAAAGAAAGGUUAAGACGGAUCCUGGGAUCAGUUUCCUUGAGUUGCAAGGCAGGGUUCACGAGUUCAAGACAGGAGACACAUCACAUCCACAGGCAGAGGAGAUAUUCUCUCAACUGGACAGCGUUAUCGAGAGGAUCGAAUCAGAAGGCUAUUCACCAGGCAAGACCCGAGUUCUGUUCAAUGUCGAGGAGGAGGACGAGAAAGAUACUUCUCUGAAGUACCACAGCGAAAAGAUAGCGAUCGCAUUCGGAUUGAUCAGUACGGAAAAAGGAUCGAGCAUACGGAUCGUGAAGAACCUGAGGAUCUGUGAGGAUUGCCAUUCCGCGAUCAAGCUCGUCUCGACAGUGUACGAGAGAGAGAUCGUUGUUAGGGACCGUGUUCGGUACCAUCAUUUCAAGAACGGGGCUUGUUCUUGCAAUGAUUUCUGGUGAAUAUUAUAUUAUGUGAACGGUGUCUACAUAUUUUGAAAGGUUGUUCAAAAUCUUAAGUAUAUAGAUAACAUAGCUAUUUUCUGUAA